AUGACUCCACAAGACGAAAUUACACCACUCUCUCCUCCCCCUUCCGAAAUGUACAAGGAUUUCCAACUGGUGGAUUCCUUUCAAUUCUUCAAUUACGGAGCAGUGUACAAGUAUAGAUCCACACGAACAGGCUUACACAUUACUCUGGCCAAAAUAAGCUCACCCAUCAUGAAGGCUUACAUGACAUUACGAACCCGACCAUCGGAUCAUGAUGGUAUUCCUCAUGUAUUGGAGCAUAUGGUGUUUAUGGGCUCUCAAGACUAUCCUUUCAAAGGAUUAUUGGACAAGGUUGCUAAUCGUUGUUUUGCACAAGGAACCAAUGCUUUCACUCAAAGUACCAACACCACGUAUGAGUUGACGACAGCUGGUACAGAAGGUUUUUAUCGAUUAUUUCCCGUGUAUUUGGAUCACAUCUUGUAUCCUUCAUUGACUGAUUCUGGAUUUUUGACUGAAAUUCAUCACAUUGAUGGAAACGGUCAAGAUUCUGGAGUAGUUUACAAUGAAAUGCUAGGAAGAGAGAAUGCUCCUGAUGAAUUAAUUUACAAUGUUUUCAAUGAAAUCAUGUAUGAAGGCAGUGAAGGUUACCAAUACAAUUAUGGAGGAAAAGUUUCCAAUUUACGUGAAUUAACCGUAGAAAAAGUGAGAAAAUUCCAUCAAGAAUAUUACUCACCCAAGAAUUUUAACAUUAUUGUUGUCGGUAACACAACACCAGAAGAAUUGAUUGAUGCAGUGCAACCAAUGGAACAAAAAAUUCUUUCUCUCACUAAAAUUGAGGAUCCAAUGUCAGAAUUUAAAGUUUGGAAAACUCCUCUUCCUCCAUUGACACAAUCACAGACAAAAGAAAUUGUGUAUCCCUCUGAUGAUGAAACAGCUGGACACCAUGUAGUUCUAGGAUGGAGAGCUGCUCCUUGGAAAGAUUUGUUGACAUCCUAUGCAUUGGAUACUUUGUGGAAUUGUUUGACCGUUGGAGAUAUUGCUCCACUUCGAAAAGAAUUUGUGGAAAAUGAAGAUGGUGAUAUUUGGUGUGCUGACAUGUACUGUGGAGUGGAAAAGAGUUUUGACAAUAUUCAUCGUGCUUGGUUUUUAAAUGUAGAGGCAGAUAAGGUUAAGAUUAUUGUAGACAAAUUUUUCGAUUUCAUGAGGAAUAUCAAACUCGAUUUGGAUUAUAUUAGACUGGUUAUAAAUCGAGAUAAGCUUGAGGUUCUUCGUCAAUUUGAAACAAGCCCGCAUGACACCUUCUCACACGAUUUGAUUGAAGAUUUUUUGUAUAGUACAAGCAAUGACGAUUGUAGAAAUCUUCUUGACGCUCCAAAGCAUGCUGCCAUUCUGUUACAAAAAGACGAGCAAUAUUGGAAGGAUCUAAUUGAAACAUACAUACUCAAUCCUCCAUGCGUCACAUUGUAUGCAUCUCCAUCUUCAGAGCGAGUACGUGAGCUUUCAGAAGAAAACAUGCAACGACUCGAGCAACAAAAGAAAACAUUGGGAGAGCAGAAGCUCAAGGAACUUGAAGAAAGAUUAGCAAAAGCAGAAUUGGACAAUGCUCGAUCUCUUGACCAAAAAACUCUUGAAGAACAAUUCCCAAUUCCAUCGUUGUCAAAAAUUGAAGAAAUUCACGUUGCCACAUUCAGAAAUGACAAUAAUCCAAAAUUCAACAAGACCGAGCACGACAACAAGUUGGAACAAUUGCUUGUCAAUCACACAGUACCAUUACCAUUUUUCUUCCAAUUGUCUUCCAUACCGUCACAAUUUGUGGACAUGUUUUGCAUGAUGGAUUCUUCAAACAUUCCAUUCGAACUCAAAAUGUACAUUCCUCUCUUUUUGGCAGUGAACUUUUCAUGUGACUUGAAAUACGAUAACGAGUAUAUGAAAAAAGACCAAGUCAUCAUGUCAUUGAUGCGUGAAUCUGUGUCGUACAGUUAUGGAUGUGGUUAUCAAGACCAACAAGAUACAAGUCGUAACUUCCAUGCAUCCUUAUUUGCAGAAUUAUUACAAUUUAGACUCACCUUUGAGAUUGACAAGUAUCAUCGAUUAGCUGAAUGGACAAAACAUUUCCUCUAUCACACUGUUUACACUCCAGAAAUUAUUGAAACCAAGAUUCAAGUAUUGCUCAGUGAAAUACCAUUAUCCAAAGUUUCACCUGAGGCUGUCAUGAGCCAAGGACUGAAGCAGAUGGUGACACAACCUCAAUCGAACCAUAAUGUCACGAGCUUCUUACUCCAGGAAAAGUUUUUGAAUGAAACUUUGACCAAAUUGAAAUCUGAUCCAGAAAGUGUCAUUGCUGAUUUGACUCGUCUCAGAAAUAUGUUGAAUCAGCCCGAGAAUAUUCGAAUUCAUGUCGUGUUAGACGUGAAUCAUUUUGGACCCAAUAACUAUGAGGAUAUUAUGUCCACAUGGGCUUCCUUAAUGGAUCAUCAAAUCAAUAAGACAGUAUCCACACCUCAGAUGAAACCACUUCACAAGUUAUGUAAAUGGACGAAUGAAUUGACAGACCUGUCGAAAGGGAGAGGAAUUUUACUUGGAAUGGGAAGUGCUGACUCUGGCAAUCUCAUCAAGACCCACAAGGGAAUUACAAACUAUGAGUUGUAUCAUGAUAGACACUCGCUGAGUGUUGCCAUUAAUUUCCUCACCAUGGAAGAAGGCCCAUUUUGGGUGAAACUAAGAGGCAAAGGAUUGUGCUAUGGUUCAUCCAUUUCAUCCAAUGUGGAAAAGGGAACAGUCUCUGUGUAUCUUUCGAGAGUGAGUAACAUUUCCAAGACAUAUGCUGAAUGCAAGGCAAUUCUUGAAGCAGUUUGCUCGAAUGAUGAUGAAUCGAAAGAGAGUCUAUUUGUGUUGAGCGAAAAUGCAUUAAAUUCUGCAAGAGCAACAGUGGUUGUGGACAAGCUGCACGGCGCAGAGACUAUUAUUUCGGCAUGUCAAGUUCGAUUCUUAUCGAACACAUUAUUUGCUGGCUCAAAGAAUUUUUAUGAUAGCUUGCAAGAUAUUGGAAAGGUAACUGUGGACGACGUGAAAAUGGCAAUUGUGAAAUACAUUCUGCCAUUGUUCAAGGACAAUGAAGGAUCAUUAUUUAUUUGUGACAAUAUUGCUCAAGUGAAGCAAGCGGAUUAUCCUUUGAGGGAUACAUUGGAAAAACAGGGCUAUCUUACGACCUAUCACUCACUGAAGGAAUAUUUGGCAGCCGAGUUGGGAAUUACAACAUCGUAUUCGAAUGAAAUGUCAACGGGAGACGAUGAAGAGGUAAGCGAAGAAGACGAAGAAAUGGAAGAUGAGGAAUAA
Naegleria lovaniensis is the source of this 3273-nucleotide messenger RNA. RefSeq lists its product as uncharacterized. Bases 1 to 3273 code for a protein of 1090 amino acids. The transcript has a single exon. Gene Ontology annotation, molecular function: metal ion binding. Lineage: Eukaryota; Heterolobosea; Eutetramitea; Acrasida; Naegleriidae. The record is from RefSeq and is a predicted model, not a curated record.